Ectocarpus siliculosus is the source of this 969-nucleotide messenger RNA. The record is from the annotation of a GenBank genome assembly. Lineage: Eukaryota; Phaeophyceae; Ectocarpales; Ectocarpaceae.
AUGAAACAAGACGAAAGCGUGGUGACAAUCAUAACUAUCCCAGAAAAGGAAAACCAUGUGUUCUUGGGAGCUUCAGUAGCAAUCGCGGUUUCUACAGAACCGGCACACAUGGAGGAGGAGCGUGACGAUAACCCGGCAUCUUCUCUGCGGUCCGAGGGAGAAAGGCAGGAAGAAACCCGGUCGCAGGGCGCGGUAGUUGCUCCCGACGAAGGGCAGGAUGAGCAACAGCAGGUGAACGAGGCCGGUGCUUGUACCGCCGACCUUGCCAAACAAGGGUCAGGUGAUGCUCAGGCAGCCCCUCAGGUGGUCAUGCAGCCAGCAUCGGGGGAAGAAGACGAACAACAGCAACACGUGGUUCUGGUUCAAGAAACUGGUUCUGCUUCCGGUACCACUCAAUCGGCUUCUCCUGCUCAUGUCGUGAUGCCGGAGGAGGAGCGAGAAGAAGAACACAGUCGUACAAACGAUGAUCCGAUGCCGUCUGUGCUUCCGCAGAACGAGGGUGACCUCGCUCCGCUCUUGCCACCGCAGGAGGAGGACCCCGAGGCGUCGGUGAUGCCAUCGCAGCCUGAGGCCGAAGCCGACAUCGCUCCGGUGUCACAGGGAUGCGCUGUCGUGACGGAGAACGCGCCCCGCGUGGCCGGGGAGCCUGGAGCUGCGGGAAAACUAGAGGCGGCGGCGGACGUCGGGUUCGGCGAGGAGAGGACCGUCGCCGUGCCGGGGCAUGCCGGGUUGGUCGUGGACGAAGAAACCAGGAGUCUCGUGGAGGGAAGCAAGUACCUUCGGUUCGAGGACGACGAGAGGACCGUGCUGUGCACCCUCACGGGCAAGAAGCUGGCCCCGGACUACAUAGGCAUCCUCAAGUACAUGGGCAGCAGGAGGGUGCAGCAGCUCGUCGUUGAAGGACCCGUAUCCAUGUCGGACUUGGGAAAGCAAGGAACACCUGGAGGGCAAACCGACCAGUGGAAAUGA